UCUCUCUCUCUCUCUCUCUCUCUCUCUCUCUGUCUCUCUGUGGCAUCAUCUUCUCCUUUCGUUCCUCUCAUUUCUCUCAUCUUCUCCUCCAAUUCCUACACAUCAUAUUCUCACCCUCCUUCCCUCUUCCCCCUCUGUCUCUAUUUCUUUUAUAUCUCAAAGUACACUCCUUGCUAUCCUACCACCUAUCGUCUCCCUCAUAUCUAUAUAUAUAUAUAUAAGCCAGUACAAUCAAGAAAGCUAGCAGGCAUAUAGUUCUUCAGAUUUUUGUGGUUUCUGAAGAGAUCUAACCACACCCUCUUCUCGUGCCGUGGAGGAAAGAAAAGUUGUCGCGAGUUUUUGGAAUAGUGGUUUCGAGAUUAGGGUUUCUGAUCUGCUGUUCCUAGGUUUUUCUUGUUCGGAUCAUCCUCGAUCCUCUCGUGUAAGAGCUUUAGCUUGAGCUGGAGAGGACUUUGAUCAGAUGUGCACCAGAGGCCACUGGCGGCCCGCCGAAGAUGAGAAGCUCCGCGAGCUGGUGGAACGGUACGGACCCCAUAACUGGAACGCCAUCGCCGAGAAGCUCCAAGGGAGAUCAGGGAAGAGUUGUAGGUUGAGGUGGUUCAAUCAGCUGGAUCCAAGAAUCAAUCGAAGCCCGUUCACAGAAGAGGAAGAAGAAAAGCUUCUGGCUUCCCAUCGUCUCCACGGCAACAGAUGGUCUGUCAUCGCAAGGCUAUUCCCCGGUCGGACCGAUAAUGCGGUCAAGAAUCACUGGCACGUGAUCAUGGCAAGGCGGAGUCGAGAGAGGUCGAGGCUCUAUGCUAAGAGAGCUGCCCAGACUCUGAUGGAGGAAAGGACGAAAUAUUCUUCGCCGUCCUUGGCUAAUAAAGAACAAGACAUGCAGAUGAUGAACGCUAGUGCUACAGCAAAUUACCAGCUCGCUUCUUCGUUUGUCGACAGCUUCCCUGGUUUAGGCCAGUGUGCUUUCGCUCAUGCCGGUCUUCCAUUGAUCAAACAACUCCACUCCAACCAUCAGAUUACUCCUAACAUUCCUCUUCGUGAAGAUAAACUUCAGCCAACUGAGUUUUAUGAUUUUCUCCAAGUAAAUACCGACUCUAACAAAAGCGAGGUCAUUGAUGUCGUCCAUGCAAGAAGAGACGAUGAAGAGGUUGAUCAAGAAGCGGCUAACGACAGUGCAGAUAAUCAAGCCAAGGGUGGUAGUGCUCCGUUCUUUGAUUUCUUAUCGGUCGGAAGCUCUUCUUAGCCCGGGUAUUUCGCAAAAGACAGCAUGCGCAAAUUACCCGUCGACUAAUUAAGAAUGGCUUCGUAGAGCCUCGAUACUACAUAGAUCGCGCCGGCCACUUCGAUAUUGAUAGGGAUACGUCCUUAUAAUUAUGCGAAGAGAUAUAUGAAUAUAUAGCUCUAGCUAGAAAAAAAGGCAUUGUGUACUUCUUUAGAAACCAGAACAUAGACUGAGCUACAUGUUAGUGUAAAACAAUACACACAUUGGAGAAAAAGCAGGAAUUUUCACAAUUCAGCAUCUCCAAAUUAUAGUAUCUUGCGUAUGUUUUGGAUUUUGCA
Syzygium oleosum is the source of this 1557-nucleotide messenger RNA. RefSeq names its product transcription factor MYB54-like. The record is from RefSeq and is a predicted model, not a curated record. Bases 461 to 1240 code for a protein of 259 amino acids. Gene Ontology annotation, cellular component: nucleus. The transcript is spliced from 3 exons. Gene Ontology annotation, molecular function: RNA polymerase II cis-regulatory region sequence-specific DNA binding; DNA-binding transcription factor activity, RNA polymerase II-specific. NCBI's taxonomy places the organism in Eukaryota, Viridiplantae, Streptophyta, Magnoliopsida, Myrtales, Myrtaceae. Gene Ontology annotation, biological process: regulation of DNA-templated transcription.